AUGUCGGAGAAGAAGAACAUCGUCAUCACGGGGGCCGCUCGGGGAAUUGGACGUGCAACUGCUCGCCAUCUGGCGCUCUUGGGCCACAGACUGUUCCUGAUUGACAUUGACGUCGAGGAGCUCUCAUACACGGCGAACACGCAUAUCCCAGGAGCAUUGACCGGCCUGGUCAACGGCAACAAGGCCCCAAUUGGUGUCGGCCACGGCGCUUGCGACUUGCGAGACCCUGCAGCCAUCAAAUCAACAAUCAAGGCCGCGGCUGACUACUUGGGUGGACGAAUUGAUGUUCUGGUCAACAAUGCCGGCAUAGCGAGGGCCCAGUUUAGCCAGGGGCGCAGCAUGGCAGACCCCUCGGUUUUCGACGAAUGGCAGGCUUACAUGGAGACCAACCUCACUGCACCCUUUCUCGUCAGCCAGGCCUGUAUACCGUACAUGACAAUCGAAGACGACGGGCGGAAGGAGCACGUGGACUCCGUCAUCAGACCAGAGGCUGCUCAUGCAGCUGCAGACCAACUCACGGAAAGCCAACGGAGCGGCUUCUCGGGCCGUGCCAAGCAGGGCCCCAGCAUCAUCAACAUCGCCUCAUUCCGUGCUCGGCAGUCAGAACCCAACUGCGAAGGAUAUGCAGCGUCAAAGGGCGGAAUCCUGGGCCUCACUCAAGCCAUGUCUAUUUCAGGUGCCCAGUGGGGAAUCAGGGUCAAUGCCAUUCUCCCGGGCUACAUCUAUGUUGAGCAUGAAAACAAGAAAGCGGAUGAAGUCGACGGCUCCCAGUGGUGGGCAAAGGGAGUCCCCGCCGAGCGGCAUCGAAAGCACCCAACAGGUCGCAUUGGCUAUGGUGAGGACGUCGCCGAGACGAUUGAGUGGCUCAUGGGCGCUGGUUUUGUGACAGGACAGGAGAUUGUCGUUGAUGGAGGCAUGAGUAAGAUCAAGCACGUGGAUGCUUGA
Messenger RNA from Diaporthe citri, 945 nucleotides. RefSeq lists its product as uncharacterized. Bases 1 to 945 code for a protein of 314 amino acids. Lineage: Eukaryota; Fungi; Ascomycota; Sordariomycetes; Diaporthales; Diaporthaceae. The record is from RefSeq and is a predicted model, not a curated record. The transcript has a single exon. Gene Ontology annotation, molecular function: oxidoreductase activity, acting on the CH-OH group of donors, NAD or NADP as acceptor.